Molecule: messenger RNA, 4887 nt
Organism: Cinara cedri
Lineage: Eukaryota; Metazoa; Arthropoda; Insecta; Hemiptera; Aphididae
Source: the annotation of a GenBank genome assembly
AAAUAUUUUGAUGAUUUUGCUUUGGAAUAAUAACAAUAAUUAAAAUAUCUGUUUAUGAACUACAUUAUUGAAUCUGUGUAAAACACUCAUUGUUAAAUAUUCUUACAAUUUUAAUUUGCUGGGAACCGAAAAUUAGUUUUAAACUUAUUUCUGAAUAUUAAAAAAUGGUUCAGAAUGAAUAAUACGUGUACACGAUUACUUGGCUGAAGCCGUAAUGCUUACAUUUUUUUGCGAAUUACAUUACUGGACGUUGAAAAACGAUCUAUCUGUUAGCAAUACAGAUUUUAGUCACUUCAAGUAUGUAUGAGUAAUAUUGUAUUAGUGAUUUUAUUAUCUUAGAUAAUCUAGUAGAUUUGUUUAAGACAAUUUUAUUUUUCCUAUAUCUAUUAUUGAUACUGGUAUUUGCUUGCAGAUAUAAUGAAAAGAAAGAAACGGAAACAUCAACAGACAAAAUUAUUAAACGGAAUUUUGUUGAAGCUCGCGGAUUUAAUUGGUCAGUGUCUAACAAAAGGCCGGCCAAGUUGAAAGACUCAUUAAAAUAUUUUGAAGUAGGUAACCUAUUUAGAACAAAACAUAAUUCAAAAUGUAUAAUAUUAAUAUUAUUUUUACAUACCUCAUAUAGUCAGUUGAGAUUUUACUGUAAUUUUUUUUUUUUUAAGUAUCAAUAUAGUUAAUAUAAAAUGUCAAUAAAUACCUAAAUAGUACAAUUAAAAUAAGUCAUUAACCCAAAAAAAUAAUACUUUACUAUUAAGUUUAUCAAAGAAUAUUGUGUGAUUCAGUUUAACAGAAAAUAAUAUAAAUUUAGCUUUCUAACUGGUCUGUAAUAUUUUAAGUUAACCUAAUGUAUUAUUGUAUUGUUCUUUAUUUUUUUGAUAGUCAGAACUGAAUGAACAUUAUUUGAUUGCUGCCGAAUGGCUAAAAAAGGACAAAAUUGCAUUCAUACUUAGUAAUGGAUCAACAAUAUUUUUAACAUUUGAUCCUAUUAGUUGUGAUGUAAUUGAAAUUGUUACUGAUAAAUUUCUGCAAUCAAAAUUUCAAUGUGAUCAAUUAAUUAACGGUAAUUAUGAUUGUAUGGUAUUCAAUAAUUUUAGAGUUAUAUUAUUGAUUAUUACAAUUAAAUACUGUGUUAUAUUCCAGUCUCUUAUAUGAAACAAGUUUUGGUGUGUUCAUUUGCGGACCAUAAAUUGAGUAUUAUUCAUUUUGGACGACCAUUUGAUCGUACUCAAAACAAAUGGUCCCUUUUAGAGCCAAAAAUUGGGUUGUCCGACUUCAGUAAUUCCUCUAUCAAUAGAAAAAAUGAACGGAAAAUUACGUUCAACAUAUCUGCAACAAUGGUGGCCACGUGGUCCAAAUCAUCAUUAAAUGAAGUGUACCCAUGGAAUCCAUUAGUGAAAGACGAACACAGAGCCAAUGUACAUGUGUACAAAAUCAUUGGGUAAAAAUAUGAUUUACAAUAUUAUUAUUGUUUUCCUUACAAAAGUUUUAAUAUUUUGUUUUUGUAGGCCACGACUAGAACUCUGUUGCUACUAUCAUACCAAGCAAGACCCUCUUAUUGUGUCAUUUAGUAAAACAUUAUCAAAUAUUUUAUUCAUUUUGGAACAAAAGGUUGAUGGAUUGGGAAAUCUUUAACUUCUAGUAACAAGUUUAUGACGCCAAAAUAUAUUUUCAGAAUUGCAAUGAUCCAAGGAUUGAUUUUAGUACCUUCGAAGUAACCAAUACAAAAUUACAUUUAGUCAGAGUAGUAACAAUCAGUCCAUUCGAUUGGUGUUCCGCUUCCAUAAUCAACGCUUGGCUAAACAAGGACGAUACACGGUUAUGUUUUUCAUAUAACGAUUCUAUACUGUUUAUUCAUGAUUUCAAAUUAUCUAUUACAAGUUCCGUGAAAACUGCUUUUGUGAGUACCUAAAUUUAAUUUUUAAAGUUAAUUCUUAAUCUUUUACCGUCAGAAAACAACAACCCUUAAUCCCUUAAUGGUUCUUUAUUAAUAAUAUAAUAAAGCAAAAACAAAAUUAUUAAAAUAGUUAAUACUAGUAAAUAAAAAAUUUAAUAAAUGCGUUGCCUAAAGUAUUAUUAUAAGUGUAUUAUAAAACCGGUUUUGAAUUAAAAAUUCAUCAUCAGAUAUAUCAUUAAUCUCCCCUAUAAAAAUAAGUUAUUUCAAUAUAAAACGACCAAUAUGUAUAAUUUUUUUUUUUCUAUGCAUUCUUUCAUUUAAUUUUUCAUAUUCAGUCACGUUUUACAUUUUGAUAUCUGAAGAUGAAUUUUUAAUUCGAAACCCGUCGUGUAUUACACUUAUAAUACUCCAGGCGACGCCUUCAUUCAUUUAUUUAUGUUUUAUUUCUAUGUUUAUUUACUGUAUUUGUUCUUUAUUACCUAAUCUAAAAAGAAAUACAACAUUAUAAUUUUGAUUAUUUUCAAAAUAAUUUAGCCAGUAGAAUAUUUGGACUGGCAUCCAGAUGGUAAUGUAAUUGCUGUGUCGGAUAUCAAUGGUAGGAUACAAUGUUACGAUUCUUGCUUAUCGUGUAUCAAUCUACAACCAUUGACUGAAGAAACCAGUAAUUUAACUUGGUUAGACCUGCAAUCUAAAAUUGGAAACAAAAAGCUAUUCCACAUGAAGUGGAUGCCGUGCGAAACAUCAAAAUAUCCUGUAAAUCAAUCAGAUGCCAUUCUUCACCUUGUGUUUGAAAGGUUCAAAACAUUUAUUUAAUAUUUUUACCUAUACAUUUUAUUACAAUUCUCAUUUACAUUUUAAGGGGUCCCGUGAUAGCUAUAAAAGUAAUGGGAAUUGGAAAGUUAUGUAUAAAUCAAUUAGUCUCUAUGUACCUCAAUGAAAAUGAUGUUGAUCGUGCGCUCAACUUUCUCUUAGGACUCAAUUGGCAUUCUGAUGGGCCAUCAUGUCUAAUGACCUUACAACAGAUUACAAACUAUUUAUUUCGUUUACCAUUUACUCCUGUCAGAGAAGGUAUAAAAAUGUUUAAAUAUUUGUUUCACUGUAUUAUUGUAAUAAUUAUGUUUUUUUUAACAGUUCAAUUACAAUCAGCAAUAGGUAGUUUUUAUCAACCCAUUAUACCGCUAAAUGAAGAUACCCGCCAUGAAUAUUUUGAACCCGUAAGAAAUAUUGCUCGUCGUUUUUUUCAUCAUUUAGUGAGGUUAGCAUAAUUAAUUACUUUUGUUUUCGUCAAUCUACAGUAAAUAUUUAUUUAACAAAAAUUAUUUUUUAGAUAUGAACUUUAUGAAAAAGCAUAUAGCUUGGCAAUCGAUUUAAAUGAUAGAGAUUUAUUUAUGGAUCUAUAUUGGGCGACAAAAUCGGGAAUCGGCACUAGGGCUAUGGCAACUAUGGCAUUGGAAAAAGCAAAUCAAAUAGUAACAUCGGAAUCAGGCGACUCUCAUUCCAGUCAGUCAUCUGACUGUGAUUGUAUAGAGUGUGAUUCAAGUUCUUUAAGGCCGCCUCUACCAAAUGUGCCAAUCACAUCACCAUCUUCACCAUCAUUGUUUGUUCAGCCCGUUCCCAAUAACAGGUCUCUGAAUAAUGUUACAACUAUUAGUGUGCCGGUAAAUAAUCUCAAUUCUAACUUAAAGCAUGAUUAUGAGUAGUCUAUAAUUUGGUUUUAAUUUUAAUCUGUAGUAUAAUACGAGUGUACAAAUUGAAAAUGUUCGAACUACUAAAAAUAUUGAGCUACCGACCACUUCAUUAGACAGUGUACCACACCUGAAGUAUCCAUUUGAACAGCAAUUGCUUACUCAAAACAAUACCCGACCCGGUUUGUAUUGAGUCGUUUAUCAUAAGUUUAUUUUAUUAAAAAAAUUUGAAAUUUUGUUUUGAAAAUUUAGAAAGCAAGAGUCAACAGAGUCAACUUUCACCUAAACCACAACCUGAUAAAACAAUCAAAGUCGUUCAUUUUGGUAUUGUAUGAUGUAUUUUUACAUUAUCCGCAACAUUUUUAUAGAAUUGUAUUUAUUUAAGAAAAUAAUGAAUUUAUUAGUACAUAAGUGAAGAUUGUAAGACUGUCUAAAUUUAUGUCAGUUUUUUUGGACUGGCCAUAUUUCUAAAUAAAAAUAAAAAGACAAUGAAAAUUGGUGACCAUUUAGCUUAUAAAUAAAUAUUCACUUUUGAAAGAACCAUCAGUUCAAUUUGAAAUGUUUCUAUUAAGGUGGUUUGGUAUUUACUAUAAUAAAAGAUUUUUUUUUAUUUAUUUUUCUUGCCCAAUUCUACCAAAUGAAUGCCAUAUUAUAUAAUAUUAUUUAUUGUUGUUUAUACACUAUAUUAUUAUUGUUAAAAUGUUUUAUUGUUACACUGCUCGUUAAUAAUUGACAAAUAUAAAUUUUGUUUAAUAAAAUUGUUAUAUAAUUCUCAAAAUAUCAUUUAACACACCGAAUUUAAUUUAAUUAUACGUAUUAUACACUAUAUUAGAUUUUAUAUCAGUGUAAACAUUAUUAUUUAUUUUUAUACUUUUAUAAUUUACAUAAAUAUUUUAUUAUUUAUAAAUUUUAAAAAUAUUUUUUUCAUUCUCUUGAGUUGCAUUAUUUAUACCAUUAUUUCAAUUCUAACCUAACUUCCUAUAAUAUAAAUAUAUAUUUUAUAUUAUAUACACUAAUAAAACGUGUUAACAGUAAAAGUAAAAAAAAAAAAAAAACAUUACUUUAUUAGGCACUACACAAUUUUACAGGUUUAAAUUGGUAAAAUAAAUUUAACUUAAAUCACUUUUUUUUCUUGGCUCCACCCAUUUCUUCUAAUUGGACUUUCAAUGAUUUAAGCUCACUAUCUGGUAUAUAUUUUAAUAAUUCAAGUUCAUCUGUAUGUUUAUGAAUUGAUACUUUAACGCCCACUGGUAACGAAUCUUCAAUUAUUUCAAUUAGUAAAGAUAGCUUUGUAUUGGGAAUAUCAACUAC